Molecule: messenger RNA, 2935 nt
Organism: Chara braunii
Lineage: Eukaryota; Viridiplantae; Streptophyta; Charophyceae; Charales; Characeae
Source: the annotation of a GenBank genome assembly
GCUUACGGACGAUGUUACUCGCUCUGUGGUGGAAGCCUAUCGCGAGGGCCAGUUUAUGUCUGAGAUCAUACGCAGACUCGAGGCGAAGGACAAGUGACUUCUGCCGAGUUUGAGUUAGUCAACAGACUGCUGUUCCUUGAGAAGGCAGGGAAUAAACGUAUGUGUGUGCCAGAUAGGGAGUCUUUGUGUAGUUUAUUUCAAGGCGAGUGUCAUGAUGCCACCGGACAUUUUGGCUUCAAGAAGACUGCAGCCAAUUUGCUGCAGCGGUUCUGGUGGCCCAUGAUGAUGAGAGAUGCCAAGUUGUACGUGGAGAGUUGUCAGGUCUGUCGAAGAGACAAGCCCCGUACACAGGCCCCUCUUGGGCUCCUCAAGCCCCUUCCAAUCCCGGAAAGGCCCGGUGAGAGCCUAUGGACUUCAUGGACACGCUGAUCACCAGCGAGAGUGGAAUGGGACACAUCUUUGUUAUUGUGGAUAGGUUUAGUAAGUACGCUAGGUUAGUUGCAAUGCUGGAGACAGCGAAGACUGAGUAUGUGAUUAGACUCUUCAAAGAGAACUGGGUCAGAGACUUGAGGCUCCCAAAGUCUAUUGUGAGUGACAGGGAUGUCCGAUUCACAAGCGAGUUGUGGAAGGCUGCAGCUCCAAAACAGGGAACACAGCUGCAGAUGACUUCUGGGAACCAUCCCGAGGCCAAUGGCCAAGCAGAGCAGCUUAACCGCGCUGUACAACACCUGUUGCGGCAUUACAUCAAGCCCAAUCAGGUGGACUGGGAUGAGAAACUUGCCCUCAUCGCCAGCCUGUAUAACAAUGUCGUGCACAGCGCAACUGGAGCUCUUGGUCGUUCUCAGAGGGAGCUGCAGGGGUUCGAGGAGGCAGGCCAUGACGAGUCUGACCCACAGGUCAAGCAGCUCAAGGAUCAUGUUGAGAAAGUUAUGGAAAUUCGGCUCUGCUACGAGUCACAGUUGAGGGACACAGAACUACUACAAAUGGGGCUCUCAUAUUAUCGCUUGAUGGUCGUCUGGAUGGCAAACCUAUUGGGAGGGUUUCGAUGGCCACUGCCAGCUCCAUGCCCAAUGGAAUUCGCAUCACUCCCGGAACACUUCGUGGAGGACAUGGCUCAGCUGCUUCUUUUUGCAUCCCGGAUACCACAUGCCUAUGACGGUGUCAUUCUGGAUGAGUUUAUGAGCUUCAUUGUUACGCUCAUGGGGAGUCCUCUUCACAUAAAGAACCCAUACUUGAGGGCCAAGUUUGUGGCUGUACUGAACGCAUGGAUGCCUGCCCACUGCAUGACCCGGGGCAUUGCCGAUUCUAUGGCGACCUUGUUUGAAGGGCACCAACUGGCAUUGGAAUGUAUGGUGCCUAAUUUGCUGAAGCUGUAUGUGGAUAUAGAGUUCACAGGCAGCCACACACAGUUUUUUGACAAGUUCGAAAUCCGACAUAACAUCGCCGAGCUGCUGGAAUAUCUUUGGGAAGUACCCAGUCACAACAUGUCAUGGAAGAAGGUUGCUAAAACUGAAGAGAGAGGAUUCUACCUGCGCUUUCUGAACAUGCUAGUCAAUGAUGCAAUCUAUCUCCUAGAUGAGAGUCUGAACAAACUCCCUGAGCUGCGGGACUUGGAGGAACAGAUGAAGGACAAGAAAGCAUGGGAAUCUAUACCAGAGGAUGAACGCAGGGAGAAGGAGCGUUACUUCCGCCAGAUGGAGAGUAUGGUUCGGUAUGACAUGAUGGUUGCUAACUACAAUGUAAGGAUGCUCCAGUAUACAUCAGCGGAGAUCAGCACUCCAUUCCUAUUGCCUGAAAUGAUAGAACGAAUAGCAGCAAUGUUGAACUACUUUCUUCUCCAGCUGGUGGGGCCCCAGCGAAAGGCGCUGAAAGUUAGAGAUCCAGAGAAGUACGAGUUUCGCCCCAAGGAGUUGCUUACCCAGAUUGUGGAUAUCUAUUUGAAUUUGGAAAGGUCAGACCUGACUGACAAAUUUGCUGUGGCAGUCUCAAGCGAUGGCAGGUCGUACAGGCCGGAGGCAUUUCCAGAAGCAGCUGCAGUGUUGAGGUCAAGGCAAUUGCGGCCUGAAGAGAUGAUACGUGCAUUUGAAAGUUUCGGCGAGAAAGUGAAGGUUUGUGCAGCAGAGGCAAUGGAUGUGGAGGCCAUGAUGGGUGAUAUUCCGGACGAGUUCUUGGAUCCCAUACAGUUCACGCUGAUGAAUGAUCCUGUUGUAUUGCCGUCAUCAAAGACCACGAUUGACCGGGCUGUCAUCCAAAGACACCUCCUGAGUGAUCAGACGGACCCAUUCAAUCGAUCACUGUUAACACCUGACAUGCUUAUUCCAAACACCGAGCUGAAGGCUAAGAUUGAAGCUUUCAGAGAAGCACAGAGGCGAAAGGCUCAUUCAUGACCUAUUUGGUGAACGGACAACUGUACCCAGAAAUUGGCGGAUUUCCUUCUUUUGCUGCGUUCCGCUUUCCUUCUCCCAAUUAAGACUCUCUAGAUAACAGGUGUUGAUUGCCAAAGGGAAGGGGUCAAUUUCAAUUUCUCAAUUGUGAAUUAAGUGCUGGCUUCCUUUCUUGUUUCGUUUGCCUUGUUUUUUGCUUUCCUUUUGUGUUCUCCCCACGCUCUGUUGUAACGUGUUUAUUGCAUGUUCUCCCCUCGUGCUUCAUUUCUAUGGUCGUUUUGUUGCCAUCCCUUUGCUUCCAUCCCCUCUGUUCAUCCCUGUCCUUGUUCAAAUUGAAGGCAGACUCUUUUCUCAAGGCUCCUUCAGUGUAGGUGGUUGCCAGUUUUCCUUCAGUUCCACUUGCAGGUGUCCUUCCUCGUGCUGUAUGAUAAAUGGCUAGGUCAUGAAUCUAAGUGAGAUUGAUUUGAUGAUUAUUUGUGAAUUUAAUACAAGAGAAAAAGUGAUCGGAUCGAGGUUUGUAAUGGCAAAGAGAAUAAACACCUUGGCAUCGC